UUUCACUCGGGGUGUCUCCUCAGAGUCGGAGCCACAUCCCGAUCCCUGCCCAGGCCGAGCCGGAGCUGCAUCCCCAGCGCCGCGGUGCCCUCAGUCAGUUCCCCCGCCCUCCUCAGCCUCGGUGCCUUGGAAUUUGUGUCGCUGAGUCAGCAAGCCUUUCAGAUUCGCCCGGUUUUUGUUGUUUGCAUUUUAUAUCAAGAUGGGAACUUAAACAAGUCAUUCCUCCUAAGGAUCUGGUGUCUCCAUCAAGAAGGGGCAGUUUAUGCCAGCUCUCCAGAGGGAAAAGGUCUGCUGGAGGUGCUGGGCAAUGAACCUGAGACUGCAGCCCAGAGUGGUCUGAAGCCAUUUGGGAAAGCAGAAAGAAUCCUGGGGAAGAUGGCCAUGGCUCCAAGCCCUUCCCUGGCACAGGUGUACACCAGCCCUGUGGCAGUGGCUGUGUGGGAAUGGCAGGACGGGCUGGGAACCUGGCAUCCCUACAGUGCCACUGUCUGCAGCUACAUCGAACAGCAGUUUGUCCAGCAGAAGGGCCAGCGCUUUGGGCUAGGGAGCUUGGCCCACAGUAUCCCCUUAGGCCAGGCUGACCCUUCAUUGGCCCCUUACAUCAUCGACCUCCCCAGCUGGACCCAGUUCCGCCAGGACACUGGUACCAUGCGAGCUGUGAGGAGGCAUCUGUUCCCCCAGCAUUCAGCCCCGGGCCGGGGCAUUGUCUGGGAGUGGCUGAGUGAUGAUGGCUCCUGGACAGCCUAUGAAGCCAGCGUCUGUGACUAUCUGGAGCAGCAGGUGGCCAGGGGCAACCAGCUUGUGGACUUGGCUCCCCUGGGGUACAACUACACAGUCAACUACACCACCCACACACAAAUCAACAAGACUUCCAGCUUCUGUCGUAGUGUGCGGCGCCAAGCAGGGCCCCCUUAUCCCGUGACCACCAUCAUUGCUCCACCAGGCCACACUGGAAUCGCCUGCUCUUGCCACCAGUGCCUCAACGGCAGCGGAACUGGCCCUGUGUCAGGCCGCUACCGCCACUCCAUGACCAACCUCCCUGCAUACCCUGUCCCUCAGCCCCCCCACAGGACCGCCGUUGUCUUUGGGGCCCACCAGGCCUUUGCGCCAUACAACAAACCCUCGCUCUCUGGGGCUAGGUCUGCACCCAGGCUGAACACCACCAACCCCUGGGGUGGGGCACCUCCCACCCUGGGGAACCAGGCCCUCUACCGAUCCAGCCUCUCUCACCUGGGACCACAGCACCUGCCCCCAGGAUCAUCCACCUCCAGUGGAGCAAGUGCCUCCCUCCCCAGCGGUCCCUCAAGCAGCCCUGGGAGUGUCCCUGCCACUGUGCCCGUGCAGAUGCCAAAGCCCAGCAGGGUCCAGCAAGCACUCGCAGGCAUGACGAGUAUUCUGAUGUCAGCCAUUGGACUCCCUGUGUGUCUUAGCCGCGCACCCCAGCCCGCCAGCCCUCCCGCCUCCUGUCUGGCCUCUAAAAGUCACAGCUCAGUUAAGAGAUUGAGGAAAAUGUCCGUGAAAGGAGGGACUCCAAAGCCAGAGCCAGAGCAGGUGAUAAAAAACUACACUGAAGAGCUGAAAACACCCCCGGAUGAGGACUGCAUCAUCUGUAUGGAGAAACUGUCCAUGAUGUCUGGGUACAGCGACGUGACUGACAGUAGGACCAUCGGGCCCGUGGCUGUGGGCCGCCUCACCAAGUGCAGCCAUGCCUUCCACCUGCUGUGCCUGCUGGCCAUGUACUGCAAUGGGAACAAGGAUGGAAGUAUGCAGUGUCCUUCCUGCAAAACCAUCUACGGAGAGAAAACAGGGACCCAGCCCCAGGGGAAGAUGGAGGUGUUCAGGUUCCAGAUGUCACUCCCCGGCCAUGAAGACUGCGGGACGAUACUGAUAGUUUACAGCAUUCCUCACGGCAUCCAGGGCCCUGAGCACCCCAACCCUGGGAAGCCAUUCACCGCCAGAGGGUUCCCCCGCCAGUGCUACCUUCCAGACAACGCCCAGGGCCGCAAGGUCCUGGAGCUCCUGAAGGUGGCCUGGAAGAGGCGACUUAUCUUCACAGUUGGGACCUCCAGCACCACGGGUGAGACUGACACUGUGGUGUGGAAUGAGAUCCACCACAAGACAGAGAUGGACCGCAAUGUGACUGGCCACGGCUACCCUGACCCCAACUACCUGCAGAAUGUGCUGGCUGAGCUGGCUGCCCAGGGGGUGACAGAGGAUUGCCUGGAGCAGCAGUGACCUGCCAGCCUCGCCACACUUGCCUCUGCAGCCACCUCAUUCCCCCAUCGCUGGCAGGGGUACCACUGGGGUGGUCAGGCAGGCAAGAAGGUGCCUUUCCGGAGAGGCUGGGGUGUUUGUCAGUGCAUUCCACCAGAGGCUGGGGCUUCUCCUGCCUGCCUUUCCCUGCUUCCUCCUCCCCUCCAGGCAUGGAUAUGCCUGGGAGUUGGGCAACCCUGGGGAGUUGUACCUGUGGGGGCUUACGAUGCAGCUACCUCAGUGCACGGGGCCCUUCUGUCCUCCACAGGGCUGCUUUGGGCCCUCAGUGUCCAGGGCCUGGUGUGGGGUGAGUGAAGACUGCUCCACCCCAGCCAGGGCAGCCGUGGGCUCUGGGUCAGCUUCUCAUACCUCAGAUUUUGUUUGCAAUAAAUGCUCUACAGCCAAAGUCAGCAGGCCCUGGCGUGUUUGCGGUGAGGGAGGGACACGUGUGCGUGUGGAGGCGGCACACAUGUCCUGCUGCAUCAGAGCAGAAAGGGAUCCUAUGUGCUGCACAUUCAGCCCCCACUUGGUAAAGGAAGAACCAGGCUGAGGUGAUGGCCGGGAGCCCACAGUGCUUCCCAAUGCUGCUGCCUAGUCCUUGCAGUGCUCAGUCCACCAGCUCUGUGCCGGAGCCUGUCAGUCCAGAGCAGCCCCUUACAUUGAUUUCCCCAGGGUUCUGGUUUACCAGACGGUGUCCACGUAGUGCGAGUGCUGCUGUCUCCAUUUUACAGAUGAGGAAAGUGAGGCUCAAAGGUGCAGUGACUGGCUCUAGGCCCUAGGCUGGUUAGGUGAUAGGGCUGGGGCUGCAGUCCAGCUAGGGUUGGUCUGUGCCAUCCUCAAAGUUCCAAUUCUUCUUGGCCUUCUUCAAAAGAGGAUCGAAUACCCUCGUCAAGACCUUGCUGCCUGCCUGGCAGAAGUUCUGGCCUGCGGCAGGAGGGACAAGCAGGGCCAUAUUAUCACUGUUAUGGGCCAGAGGCACUUUUAUCUUUGUGAGCCCCUUUCUCUGUUAAAAAAAAAUUCUAUUUUGCAACACGUUGGUAAAAAAAUAAAUACAUUAUUUUCUUCCAUCAAAAA
This is a messenger RNA of Cynocephalus volans (Philippine flying lemur), 3327 nucleotides long. RefSeq names its product deltex E3 ubiquitin ligase 2 (gene DTX2). Bases 376 to 2235 code for a protein of 619 amino acids. The transcript has 11 exons. Lineage: Eukaryota; Metazoa; Chordata; Mammalia; Dermoptera; Cynocephalidae. Gene Ontology annotation, molecular function: zinc ion binding; ubiquitin protein ligase activity. Gene Ontology annotation, biological process: Notch signaling pathway; protein ubiquitination. The record is from RefSeq and is a predicted model, not a curated record. Gene Ontology annotation, cellular component: nucleoplasm.